GGUCUCUGGGAGCCUGGUCACGGAGGGUGGGAUCGGAGGCGUGGGGCUGGGCAGGGCUUGGCUGGUCAUGUCAUCAGGGGGCGGACUGGUGGGCUUGUCUUCGGGCGGGGGCGGGGCCGUGACGAUGAAGUCUGGCAGCUCCUACAGCUCUUCUUCGGGUGGGGCGAUGAUGUCAUCCGGAGGCGCCGCACUGUCCGGGUUGGCCUCCUCUGUGACGUCAUCAGGGGGCGGGGCUACGAUCGUCAGGUCCAGCAGAACAGAGAUUUCCUCUUCCAUUGGCUCAAGUGACACCGCGUUGAUUACGUCAUCAGGAGUCGUCGGGGCUGUGACAAUGUCAUCAGGAGACUCCGCCCUAUCUGGCCUGGGCUCCUCUGUGAUGUCAUCAGGGGGCGGGGCUGCAGUUGUUGUCAAGUCCAGUGUCACGGAGGUCUCCUCCUCCGCCCUCGGUGGCGAGGCUGGUGGGCUGGCCACGAUGACAUCAUCAGGAGGCGCCGCGCUAGCGCCUGGGGGCGGGGAGGUGGUAGACAUCUCCGUGGUGACCAUGUCCAGCAGCUCAGAAGUCUCUUCCGGAAUGUCCGCUGGAGGGACUGUGAUGUCAUCAGGUGGAGUCGUGAUGGAGAGUGGAACAGCCAUGCUUGAGUCUGCUGGUGGGGCUGUGAUGUCAUCAGGCGGUGCUGGCUUGGUAUCAGGCGAGAUUGUGCAGUCCAGCGCAGUCGAGUUUAGCUCCUCCUCCUUCAGUAGCUCCUCCUCCGGCGGUGAGGUGGUGAUGUCAUCAGGAGGCGCCGGAGGAGCAGCGAUGUCGAUGGCAUCCGGAGGAGGGGCCUUGAUGUCUGGAGGCUCCGCUGAGAUGUCAUCAGGCAGCGCUAUCUUGUCUGGUGGGGGCUUGGAGAUGAUGUCAUCAGACAGCGCUAUCUUGUCUGGUGGGGGCUUGGAGAUGAUGUCAUCAGGUGGUGGGAUGGUGAUGGAUGGGGGCUCUGUUGUGAUGUCAUCAGGAGGCGGCCUGAUGUCAUCAGGUGGUAGCAUGGUGAUGGAUGGGGGCUCUGUUGUGAUGUCAUCAGGAGGCGGCUUGAUGUCAUCAAGUGGUAGCAUGGUGAUGGAUGGGGGCUCUGUUGUGAUGUCAUCAGGAGCCGGCUUGAUGUCAUCAAGUGGUAGCAUGGUGAUGGAUGGGGACUCUGUUGUGAUGUCUUCAGGAGGUGGCCUGAUGUCAUCAGGUGGUGGAAUGGUGAUGGAUGGGGGCUCUGUUGUGAUGUCAUCAGGAGGCGGCCUGAUGUCAUCAGGUGGUGGAAUGGUGAUGGAUGGGGGCUCUGUUGUGAUGUCAUCAGAAGGCGGCCUGAAGUCAUCAGGUGGUGGAAUGGUGAUGGAUGGGGGCUCUGUUGUGAUGUCAUCAGGAGGCGGCCUGAUGUCAUCAGGUGGUGGAAUGGUGAUGGAUGGGGGCUCUGUUGUGAUGUCAUCAGGAGGCGGCCUGAUGUCAUCAGGUGGUGGAAUGGUGAUAGAUGGGGGCUCAGCUGUGAUGUCAUCAGGAGGCGUCAUGUCCAACAGCUCCUCCUCUUCCUCCAGCUUCUCAGUGGGAGGCACGGUCUCCAGUGGGGAAAUCAUAAUGACAACAGCACAGUGAUUUUACUCAUGUCCUGAACACACACCUUCUUCCUCUUCGUACCUGUACCUUUUUUCUUCAGUAAAACAAUAAAACAUGAA
Messenger RNA from Hypomesus transpacificus, 1695 nucleotides. RefSeq names its product loricrin-like. Lineage: Eukaryota; Metazoa; Chordata; Actinopteri; Osmeriformes; Osmeridae. The transcript has 3 exons. Bases 68 to 1615 code for a protein of 515 amino acids. The record is from RefSeq and is a predicted model, not a curated record.